AUGGAAUUGGUGUCGGAUUUGGCGGGAUUUCGUGGGACACAUAAAGAACUAUUUCGAGGGUGCAAGAAGGUAGCAAAGGUCCAAUUUUUGAAAAUGGUCCUGCAUUUGAUUCAGCUUUCAGUCUCUUCCAUGGCAAAGACGGACUUGUCCCACUUUCUGGACAUUCAAGUUUUGGAGAUGAGUUCAAGACCAGACUUUUCAGCAAGUCAAUCUCUUGCUGGUAAGGUCGCUACCAUAAGCCUAUCAGCUUUUGGUCCCGGAGGACCUUUUAGAUUUGGUCUCUUCUGA
Eruca vesicaria subsp. sativa (arugula) is the source of this 288-nucleotide messenger RNA. The record is from the annotation of a GenBank genome assembly. Lineage: Eukaryota; Viridiplantae; Streptophyta; Magnoliopsida; Brassicales; Brassicaceae.